This is a messenger RNA of Parasteatoda tepidariorum (common house spider), 654 nucleotides long. The record is from RefSeq and is a predicted model, not a curated record. NCBI's taxonomy places the organism in Eukaryota, Metazoa, Arthropoda, Arachnida, Araneae, Theridiidae.
AUGGCGGGACACAAAACUGGUCGUCAAACACUAGUUAAAAUGAAAACACCUGAGGUUCUCUGGACGCACUGCAUGCUCCACAGAGCAGCUCUCGUAUCAAAAACUAUAAGCGAGGAACUUAACAAUGUUUUUGCAAGGUUGUUCGCAAAACUGUGUGAAGAUAUGCGAGCUAAAUGCACGUCACUUCUGUACUAUUGUGAAGUGCGCUGGCUAUCUCGUUCAAAAGUGAUUCAAAGGGUACUUGAACUCAAAGAAGAAAUUGCUAUGCUUCUCGAGGAAAAUCAUAAUGAAGACGGCAAUAUGUUUAGGGAUGAUAAUUUUAUCGUUAAACUUACAUAUUUGGUUGACAUUUCUGAAAAAUUGAGUGUUCUUAAUAAAUCAAGGCAAGGACAGCAAAUGCAUUUGCUUAUACAAAAAGACAAAGUGAGAGCAUUUAUUAAAAAAGUGGAGCUAUGGAAAUCAAAUUUGCAAAAUAAUAAGAUUGACAAGUUUCCACGUUUAAAUUUAUGCUCCCGAGAUAACAUAGAAGCAAACAAAAAUCUCUUUGUGGAACACUUGAAUGGUUUGUUGCUUCAAUUUUUGAUCUUGACUUUACAAAGUUUGCGUGGAUGCAGAAUCCAUUUAUCGACGAAGAAGAUUAUGAAUUUGGAUUGA